GACUCCUUCCACUCUUUUCCCCACUCUUUCAAAGAUGUUGAGGGCUGUCGUAGGGCUUGCUGGCCUGGUCAGCUGUGCGACCGCUCAGAGCAACUCUGUAAAGGUCAAAUGGCUGGAGGACACGCCGGAAUACCUCGCCGGAGUGACUUUUGGCCUCCCAUGGCCCCGUGGGCAACACCUUGGUAAUGCGACGACUUUCACGGCUUCCGGGGAUGCGCAGUUACAAUCAUGGGCUACGGCAUACUGGCCUGAUGGGUCCUUGAAGUGGACUGGACAUGCUCUUGCAGCGAGCGACUCUCCAGCAACCGAAUAUACCAUCACCGCUUCCGGUCCCGGCAACUCGACGCUUUCGCGACUGAGGCGACAGAAGAACGGCAUUCAGGUUAGCGACUCUGGUGAUGAGGUUGUGGUCAACACAGGCAAGGUUACUGCAACGUUCCCCAAGUCGGGGAGCACCUUGGUCUCUUCCAUCAAAACCGGCUCCAAAAUUGUCGGAAAGAAUGGUCGCUUAAUCCUGAGGUCUCAGACCGGAACACCAGAUGACGAUGCGGACGGCAAACCGACCGGAAUUGACUACUUUAGCUUUUCCAGCAAGGUCUCCAAUGUGACCGUUUCGGAAGAUAACACAGCACGUUCUUUGGUCACGGUUCAGGGUAUCCACACAAUCGACGGAGACGGUGCGCAUAAAGAUUGGUUUCCAUUUACGGUGCGAUUCUAUCUAUAUGCCAACUCAGAAGCGAUUCGCAUCAUCCAUACUAUCAUCUACGACGGCGAUAUGACAAAAGACUUCAUUUCAGGCAUCGGCAUUCGCUUCGAUGUGCCCCUUGCCGGCGAAGAGUUCUAUGAUCGUCACAUUCGCAUAGCCGGUGUUGACGGCGGAUUGCUACAUGAAGCCGUACAAGGCAUCACAGGGCUUCGUCGAGACCCCGGUGAAGCUGUGCGUUCAGGCCAAUACAACGGUACCCUAUUGCCAAAUGCAACUGCGUGGGAUCAGCGCGUUACGUCGCGUCUCCAAUGGGUUCCCACCUGGAGCGACUACCGACUGACCCAGCUCUCUUCGGACGGCUUCAACCUCAAGAAGCGAACCAAGACUGGCCAGAGCUGGGUCAAGAUUCCUGGAGGUACCCGCUCCGGUGGUUUGGCGUACCUGGGUGGAGCUACCGUUGGCGGUCUUGCUCUUGGCCUGCGUGACUUCUGGAAGAAGUAUCCUACUAGCCUGGAUAUUUCAAACGGUGCGACCGAUACAGGAUCGAUCACGUUGUGGCUCUACAGCCCACAAGCCGGGCCCAUGGACAUAAGGCCAUUCCACGAUGGACUUGGCCAAGACACGUAUGCAAAGCAACUUGAUGCGCUUGACAUCACGUACGAGGACUACGAAGCCGGAUAUAAUACACCUUAUGGUGUCGGUCGGACAAAUGAGCUCUAUCUCUACGCCUUUGAUAGCACUCCUACAGCUGACAAGCUGUCAACUCUUACUAACUACACUAACAACCCUCCGGUCCUUAUCCCGGAACCUGAGUACAUCCGCGACUCCAAGGCUAUUGGCGCAUACUGGGAUGUUCCUGGUGCCGUUGACUCCGCCGCGGCAAGGAAGAUUGAGUCAAAUAUGGACUUUCUCAUCAAGUUUUACGAGAGUCAAGUCGAACAGCGCAGAUGGUACGGUUUCUGGGAUCACGGCGAUAUUAUCCACACUUAUGAUGACGACCGCCAUCAAUGGAGAUACGACAUCGGUGGAUACGGAUGGGACAACUCGGAGCUGUCUCCUGACUUGUUCUUCUGGGGCUACUUCCUCCGCACCGGGCGCGCUGAUGCGUACCGUCUCGCGCAUGACCAAGUGCGCCACGGAGGCGAGGUGGACUCAUACCAUUUGGGCAACUUCACGGGUCUCGGUACGCGACAUGGAGUGCAACAUUGGGGCGAUAGUGCAAAGCAGGCGCGUAUCGCGACGCCGGUCUACAGGAAGACAUUUUACUACAUCUCUGGCGGUGACGAGCGGACGGGCGACCUCGUGCAUGAAGUCCUCGACGUCGACAAGGCGUUUGUUCUCGUUGAUGCUAGACGCAAGGUCCGCGCUGCUAAUGUAGUCUACAAGCCCGACCCCGAAGCUCUUUAUCUCAAUUUUGGCACGGAUUGGGCUGGCAUCGCGCAGGCCUACCUUAUCGAGUGGGAGCGUCGCGGUCCCCGCUGGGAAGAGGCGCGGGACAAGCUCAUCGAGGCCAUCAAGACAUAUCCCAAGUUGAAGAACGGCUUCGUUACCGGCGAGGCGCUGUACAACAGCCUUACAGGAGCAUGGUCGCCGCCGCCCACGGACCCCAGCAACAGCGGGAACGUCACCGUCUCGCAUCUCUCCGGCGUCUUCGGCGUGCUCGAGACCAUCGACCAAGUCAUCGAGCACUUCGGCCCCGCUGCACAAAACACCACGAAGCCCUUCUUCGACGCCUUCCUCGAGUACUGCUACUUCUACGGCGCCAGCAAAGCUGAGCAAAAGGACCGCUAUGGCAAGGACUUUGGCAACCUCAACUUGAAGCAGGGCCACUCGCGCUAUACCGCUUAUGUGGCCCACCAUCGCAGCAACGCUACGCUUGUGCCCCGCGUGUGGUCAGAGUACCUCGGUGAUGGAAGCAAGGACGGACUUGCCCCUAAUGCUCCGUGGAAGACGGAGAGGAUUAGUGGGAGCGAUGUGUUGAUUCCGGUUGAUGAGGCGAUUUGGGUCAGUACGAAUGCGGCGGCACUAUACGGUGUUGCGGGUAUUGAGAGCUUAGCUCUUGUGGGCGCGCCAGAUGUCAAUAUUGUGGGUCAGAAUACGACCGCGAAGAGGGCCGUGAAGUGGAACGCAAAGAAGGCUGCAUAGCGUAUGAUAGCUUAGUGUGUUAGUAAAUGUGUGUAUGUAUAUACAAUAUUCCAUGCAU
Cucurbitaria berberidis CBS 394.84 is the source of this 2909-nucleotide messenger RNA. RefSeq lists its product as uncharacterized. Bases 35 to 2851 code for a protein of 938 amino acids. The transcript has a single exon. NCBI's taxonomy places the organism in Eukaryota, Fungi, Ascomycota, Dothideomycetes, Pleosporales, Cucurbitariaceae. The record is from RefSeq and is a predicted model, not a curated record.